AUGUCGUAUUCCGCUCUGAAGAAGACGAAACGGCCGACGGUCACUGCUUUGUCUCAGUCUCUUGCUCGUCGUCAGCAAGAGGCUUAUGACAAGCAUGUCCGGCGCGCCGCCCGUUGCCCGAAGAACGCCCCUCCUCCCGCUCCCGCCCUUGGCCGUCCGGCUGCAAAGCACCGAAAGACUCCAGCUCCCGCCAGUUCUUUUCGCCCCAGGCCCAAGGCUCCUCCCCCUAUUGGCAACACCCUCGCAGUUCCCAAGACACGCAAGGUCAAGACGACUCCCGCGCCCCCCAGCCGUCCUGUCCCCGAGGUCAAGCCAACAGCUUACUCACGGCCCAAGUUGACCCAGAAGACGACCAGACAGAAGCCAACUUUUGUCCCUCCCAGUCGUCCAGCCCUCAAAGCCGCCUUCCCUACCGUUGGGGCUCUGAAGAUUCCCAAGAAACGCCAGGCUCUUGUUCCCGCCAGCCGGCCCACUGACCAGACGAAACCCGGCACGGAGACGAUUUUGACUUCUGCCAAGGCAAAGGGAUAG
Messenger RNA from Verticillium alfalfae VaMs.102, 531 nucleotides. RefSeq lists its product with no specific name. The transcript has 2 exons. The record is from RefSeq and is a predicted model, not a curated record. Lineage: Eukaryota; Fungi; Ascomycota; Sordariomycetes; Glomerellales; Plectosphaerellaceae. Bases 1 to 531 code for a protein of 176 amino acids.